Pogonomyrmex barbatus (red harvester ant) is the source of this 1895-nucleotide messenger RNA. RefSeq names its product Tryptophanyl-tRNA synthetase (gene TrpRS). Gene Ontology annotation, biological process: tryptophanyl-tRNA aminoacylation. The record is from RefSeq and is a predicted model, not a curated record. Gene Ontology annotation, cellular component: cytoplasm. Lineage: Eukaryota; Metazoa; Arthropoda; Insecta; Hymenoptera; Formicidae. Gene Ontology annotation, molecular function: tryptophan-tRNA ligase activity; ATP binding.
AUCGGGUAAAGUGGCAUUCACUUUGAUCCGCCUGCCGGGUGAGAGGGAUGAUGACAUAACCUCCAAAAGUUGAAGGCCGAUCCGUCCGCGACGAAGUCCCCAGCUGUGUCUCACAUGAGCCCGAUCGCUCACGUGAAUUACCGUGUGAUCGCGUCCAGAUAGUCUAGAAAAAAAAAUGAGUAACAAAGGAAUCAUGACGACUGAGGACGCGCAGGUACAGAGACGCGUGAUAAACGGUGUCACCGAGGAUGAGGAUGAGGACGGAGACGUUGUGACGCCGUGGACGGUCAUGAGCAUUAACGAUUCCGGAAUUGAUUACGACAAGCUGAUCAAAAAAUUCGGAAGUUCGAAGAUAGAUGACGAGCUGUUGACUAGAUUCGAAAAAAUUACUGGCAAGAAACCACAUCACUUUCUCAGAAGAGGCAUAUUCUUCUCUCACAGAGAUAUGCAUACCAUUUUAAACCUUUACGAGCAAGGAAAGUUCUUUUAUCUGUAUACGGGUAGAGGACCAAGUUCUGAUGCAAUGCACUUAGGGCAUCUUAUACCCUUUAUGUUCUGCAAAUGGUUACAGGAUAUUUUUAACGUCCCAUUGGUCAUACAGUUGACGGAUGAUGAAAAAGCCAUAUGGAAGAACAUAAAAAUAGAAGAUGCUAUUAAGCUGGCCUAUGCCAAUGCGAGGGAUAUCAUCGCGUGUGGUUUUAAUCCUGAAAAGACUUUUAUCUUCUCCAACCUGGAACAUAUAGGAAAUAAUUCGGCAUUUUAUCAGAACAUGAUCAGGAUACAGAGAUGUAUUACGUUUAAUCAAGUGAAGGGCAUUUUUGGCUUUGGGGAUAGUGAUCCAAUUGCAAAGAUCGCAUUCCCGCCAACUCAAGCAGCACCAGCGAUCUCUGGCUCGUUUCCUUUCAUUUUUAAAGAUGCAAAAGUAAACUGCCUGAUACCAUGCGCGAUUGAUCAAGAUCCAUACUUUCGUAUGACGAGAGAUGUGGCACCCAGACUAGGUUUUCCCAAGCCAGCCUUGCUACACGCGACUUUCUUUCCAGCGUUACAGGGCUCGAAAACGAAAAUGUCAGCGAGCGAUAAUAACACGGCGAUAUUUCUCACGGACACCGCCAAGCAAAUCAAGAACAAAAUCAAUAAGCAUGCAUUCUCAGGCGGUCAGGCCACUGUGGAGGAACACAGGCAGUUUGGUGGAAAUUGUGAGGUGGACAUAUCUUAUCAAUGGCUGCGAUUUUUCCUGGAGGAUGAUGAACGAUUGGAAGAAAUUAGAAAAGGCUACACCAGUGGAGAGAUUUUAACGGGCGAACUGAAAAAGGAAUUGAUCGACGUGCUACAGCGACUUGUCGCCGCGCAUCAGGAGGCGAAAAGUAAAGUAACGGACGAAGUGAUCAAACAAUUCAUGAUUCCUAGAGAUCUUGGCUUCGUGUCAAAUUAAUCGUUUAGUAAGCACAUAUUGGAUCGUGGGAAGCAUCGUUUCUUAAUAGAUUCUCUCACUUCCGUCGAAGACCUAUUUAAAUCUAUUUAUUGCAAGAUAUGCAACACAGCUACAGAAUACGUUCUAUUUAUCUUUUUCAAGCACUUCUUUGUCGAGAGAUUAAAUUAAUUUUUCUAUCGAUCCGCCUCGAUUAUUAAAAGAUCCUAUGAAAGGAAUGUAAAACCUUUGUGACUUUUUCCAACUAUCGCCCUAGCAAACAACCUUCCUUUUAAUCACACGCGAUGAUUAUAAAAAUAAAAAGAUAUUUGGAGUAUUCUGAUUAAUUCAAGCGGCAGAAUUACUGUAAAAACUUUCAAAUUCCAUUAAUUCCCAAUAUCUAAUCUUUCAACGUAUUAAAUAACAGAAGAUCAAUCGUUUUGUAACGACGAUAUUAACAGAAUAAUAAAAGUAUCGCCUGAUCGGA